Messenger RNA from Spodoptera exigua (beet armyworm), 528 nucleotides. Lineage: Eukaryota; Metazoa; Arthropoda; Insecta; Lepidoptera; Noctuidae. The record is from the annotation of a GenBank genome assembly.
UCUUGAUACUAACAAACAAUACACCAAAAUGUUCAGCAAAAUCGUAGCUAUGAGCGCGCUGUUGGCCGCUGCCAACGCUGGCUACUUGGGUCAUGGCCACGCUGUAUCCUCCCAAACCAUCAUUCGCCAUGAUGAACCCGUCCACUACGCUGCUCCUACAGCCCUCUACGUCGCUCCAAUUUCCCACUACGCCGCCCCCGUCGCUCAAUACGCCGCUCCAGUAGCUCACUACGCUGCCCCAGUUGCUCACUACGACGGUCACGACACCUACGCUCAUCCCAAAUACGAUUUCUCUUACUCCGUGGCUGACCCCCACACCGGUGACCACAAGUCCCAGCACGAGAGCCGCGAUGGUGACUCCGUACACGGAUACUACUCCCUGGCUCAACCAGACGGUUCCAUCCGCAAGGUUGAGUACACCGCUGACGCCCAUAAUGGUUUCAACGCUGUGGUACACAACUCCGCUCCUUCAGUGCACCCCGCUCCCAUCUACGGCCAUGCUUACCAUCAUUACUAAAUAACCACAAC